Volvox carteri f. nagariensis is the source of this 4122-nucleotide messenger RNA. RefSeq lists its product as uncharacterized. The coding region runs from base 1 to 4122 and encodes 1373 amino acids. Gene Ontology annotation, molecular function: hydrolase activity, hydrolyzing O-glycosyl compounds. The transcript is spliced from 15 exons. The record is from RefSeq and is a predicted model, not a curated record. Lineage: Eukaryota; Viridiplantae; Chlorophyta; Chlorophyceae; Chlamydomonadales; Volvocaceae.
AUGCUGCGUGAGGAGCGGAAGUCCUCAUCUGGGAAAGCUCUCUCCCAGGCAGCAGCUUCGCCCGCUGGCCCCGUCUUUGACGACGACGGCUUGCAAGACGGCAGCUUCAGUGGCCGCGGCAGCAGUUGCACACGUCGCCAACAGCAGAAGUCAGCGUUGCCGACCAGUUCACUCGAUCACACCGCAUCUGGCACGUCUUUGCUGUAUCAAUUCUUCAGCGGAUCCAAGGCCGCCGCCACGCCGCCGCACAUCAGCAGCUCCGAAGCUAAACCAGGCGAUAGAGACGGCUGCGGGCGGCGCGGCGGCUUGGACAGCUCGUCGUCGCCGGCCGCCGCAGGGGCAGAAACCGCCGCCGCUGCCGCCACUGCCACCGUCGCGGAUCGCUGGCUCAGGACCGCAUCGCCGCCGCCAGCAGCUCCGCCGCCGGCGCCGCCGGCACCAAUGGCAGGCGUCACGGACGUGCAAGAAGAGCAAACUGCGCAGCGCCGGCAGGCCUUGCUGCGCCGGCCUACUGGACCGUCAGCAGUGGCGGCGGCGGCGUACGACAAUGACAGUGGUGGAGACGACGGUAGUGACGGCGACGGGGCCGCCACCGUGCCUGUGGUCUACUUCUCCGGCGCUAUGUACCAGCCGUCGUCGCCGACGACGCAACGUCGUACAGCAAGUCGGCGCGCGACCCGGGCGGCCGCUGCCACAGGCACGAAUUCCACAGCAGUGCUGGAUGCCGACGGGGGCGGCAGAGCGCCAGCGUCGGAUUCUUUGUACGAGACUGCUGCGGUUGAGCCGGGGAUUACGUCUUGGCCGCUCGACACUGCUACCGCCGCGGCCGCCGCCGCCGCCGCUGCAAUAGAUUACGACUGGCUGCAAUCAGCACCCGGGGCGCCUCGUCUACCGGCAUCGACGUGUCCUUCUACGAGUCAGCUCGGCGGCCACAGCAGAUUUGGCAGUAGCCCGCCUCAAUGCGCAUCAAAUCCCGUGAUUCCGUUGGCGAACCAACUGCCCCAACGGUCACGCCUCGGUAGUACUGCAGGUGCUGAACCACAUGGUGUCAGCAGCAGCUGUUCUUCAACAAAUGCUGUAGUGUACAAGGACCACGUGUUCGUACCGGGAUUUUACGACGUGUACGGACGCGGCCAUGCGACUGGGAGAAGCGGCGGCGCUGGCGGCGGCGAUCGCAUGCCGCGUGUGUGGAGCGCAAACGGGGGUCUGAGCGGCGGCAGCAGUACUGCAGCGCGGGGGCAUCGCACGGCAAGCUAUGUUCUGGGUUCGUUGGUGGUUAUGGGGGUGGUGAUAUUGGGCCUUGUCGGAAGACACAGCCACGGCCAUGGAGCGGCCGGCUGUGUGCCGUUAGGAUACGGCACUGCAAACCUUUCGCUACUGAAUUCUUUGUUCAACACAUCCGCCAACCCGCGGUAUAUCAACAUUGGCAGUUGGCGCCACAGCCAACCAACGGAAUCCAACCGUCUUGCCAGCAACCCCCAACCGCGCGCCGGGCUCUCAGGGGACGCGGCGCUGUUCGUGGUAUCGAGAUUUGGUCGACUGGUGCUCGCUGACGGCCGCCCUUUCCGAAUCAUGGGGCUCGACGUUCCCCCACUGAUGGAGUGGGCGGGACGGAGGGCGACACGGCCGCAGGCCCGGAAUCUGCUGGCCUCAGCCGCCCGAAUGGGACUCAACACUGUGCGGUUCUUCGCCUUCUCGGAUGGUUUCGGAGCCGGAGCCGUGGCCGGCGGUGGCGGUGGAGAUGGCGAUCGAAGUGGACCUCCAGGAGGUGGAGGUGGUGGGGGCGGGGGUGGUGGUGUGGCGGCUACCCGGCCUGUGGUCCAGGUGGCUCCGGGAAUACUGGACAGCUGGGCGCUGAGGCAGGGUUUCGACUGGGUGGUUGCUGCGGCGCGGCGAUACGGCCUGCGCGUGAUUCCCGUACUUACGGAUGGAAGCAGUAAUCGGUACGGCGGUAUGUGGCAGUACAUUCAGUGGAUUAAUGCGACCGACACUGUGACGGCCUUCUACUCCAAUGACACAUACAAGGCGCUGUUCUUCGACUACCUAACCGCCCUGGCCGUGCGCAACAACAGCUACACGGGGUUGCAACACCGCCACGACCCGACCAUACUGGCCUGGGACCUGGCGAAUAGCGCUCGUAUGUAUGUACUUAUGUAUGUAUGUAUAUCUGUGGUAAUUAGGAGACGUUAUUUAUCGCCUGACCUUAAUCCCUUUCCGUUCUCUUGGUUGAUGGUUGGUGGUUGGUGCCUAAUUAGGCCACGAGACCCUGGCAACAUGGGCAGCGAGCACCUGCAGGGAUGGUUGCCGUACAUGGCCAAGUUCCUUCGUACAAUGGACCCCAACCACCUCAUCUUCGCCGGUCUUGAUGGCUUCUUCGGCCGUCACUCGCCGUACCUCCUGCCGUACAACCCGCCGGCGCAUGCCUGGGCGCCGGCCGGGGGCCCCAAGCCGCUCUUCGCUGCCGGCGGAGACAGUACGACAGGCGUGACGGCAGCGACGGCGACGGCGACGGCUUGGUCCUGGACCUGGUGGGGCGGCAGCGGCAGCGCUCUGGGAGGCGACCCAUGGGACCCUGUCUGUGAAGGCGUAGAUUUUGUACGGAACACGAUGAUGCACCAAAUGGAUCUGGCGGUUGCCCACGUGGCACCUGACGAUUGGUUGCUGAGCGGACCCGUGGGUCGAUUGCGGUGGGCGGCGGGCUGGGUAGCCGCUCACCUUCUAGACGCCCUGAGGGCACAGAAGCCCCUGCUGCUAAUCAUCAACGCGGGCGCAGCAGAUCCAGGAGAUGGCAACGGUACGGCACCGCCGCCGCCGCUGUCGCCGGCGGCUGCCUACCGACGGCGGCUCUUGUCGGAGACCUUCGCAACACUGGAGCGGGCUGACGCCGCUGGGUUGCCCGUCGCGGGCACCCUCAUCUCCACCCCCUUCCUGGACUGGGGCGUGGUGCCGGACGCGACGGAGACCCCGGAUCCCGGAGCCGCGACCACGGCCACUUCAGACGACGGCGCCCGCGCCAGCGGGGCGGACGGCGGCAAGGGCCGUGGCGGAAGCGGCGUUGGUGGCGGCGACGGUGGCGACGGCGGCGGCGACGGCGGCGGAAGCGGACGAAGAGGGGGGUUUGAGGGCGGUGGUCGAAGCGGCGGCGCCGCCGGCAGCGGCAACGGCGGGACAGUCGGCGGUCAUCGGCGACGGGGAGGUCAAGGUGGCAUGAACCCGCUGGCGCCCGCUGGCUCCGACAGCGCGAGGGGCGCUAAUGACGGUAGCGGCGGCGGCAGCGGCGGCCGCGCCCAAGCUGCCGACCCACGGAUCACAGCUGCCGCCGUCACUGCCAGCACAUGGGCCACAGCUGCCAGUGACCCACGGGUCACUCGCAUAGCGCAGCAACUGGAGUGGCGGCGCUUUAUGAACUGGGAGUCUAUGGUAAAAUGUGCACCACCACCACCAGCACAAGCACCACCACCAGCACAAGCACAAGAACAAGCACAAGCAGCAGCAGUCCAAGCAUCAGGCAGCAGUGGCGAUGGGAAAAAAGGGGCAGGAAGCGGAGGAGAAAGGGGCGGUCGGAAUGACGAUUCUGUGGAGAUUCUAGCGGUCCGCCCAGCUACCGCCGAUGGCGGCGGCGACGCCACUGCCGACGGAGAUCCUGCCGCACGCGACCACGACAGCGAAGGCGGCGCUGGUGUCGAAGGUCGUCAAGAGGCUUUGUUGCGUAGGGGUGCCUAUCCCGCUGGUGGCGGCGGCAGCGGCGGCGCCGCCACCAGCGCAGCAAGGCGUAGCGAAAUGGAACGUGGAGCCCGCGACGGCGGCGGCGGCGGGGGGAGUGGCGAUGGCGGCGACGGCAGCUGGGUUGGUAGCGGAAGAGGUUCCGCUGCACGAGCAAGAAAGGCAGCGAGGGCCGCGGCAGCGGCGGCAACGACGGCGUUGCUUGGCGGCGACGAUGUCGUACAGUUGAUAUCAAUCCAUGCGGCGGCGCUGCAACGCCGCGAGGCGCGGCCGACGAUGGGUGAGGCGGCGGCGGCGGCGGCGGCGGCAGUGGCGGCGGCGGCAGAGCGACAUUGUGGAGGGGACGCAGGGGACGGCCGUUGGAGCCAGCUACCUAGCUGUGCAUCUGUACGGCGAUGA